This is a messenger RNA of Corylus avellana, 1645 nucleotides long. Its product is annotated as NAD(P)-binding Rossmann-fold superfamily protein. Gene Ontology annotation, molecular function: oxidoreductase activity, acting on the CH-OH group of donors, NAD or NADP as acceptor. NCBI's taxonomy places the organism in Eukaryota, Viridiplantae, Streptophyta, Magnoliopsida, Fagales, Betulaceae. The record is from RefSeq and is a predicted model, not a curated record. Gene Ontology annotation, biological process: steroid biosynthetic process.
CGUCAGGCCAGCAAGAGAGCGAUCUCCUCCUACUUGUAAUGUCUGGGAGACAAUUUUUGUGAGUAAACAAAGCGAAGAGAAAGAAAAUGCACCUGAGCGAGAACGAAGGCAUAGAGGGGAACACCUUCGUGGUGACCGGUGGGCUGGGGUUCGUGGGCUCCGCUCUCUGCUUGGAGCUCGUGAGAAGAGGCGCUCGCCAGGUCCGAUCCUUUGACCUCCGAACCGCAUCGCCUUGGUCCCAAAACCUCAAAGACAACGGUGUCCACUGCAUCCAAGGGGAUAUUGUGCAUAAAAAAGAUGUUGAGAGAGCACUGCGUGGUGUGGGCUGUGUAUUCCACCUGGCCUCAUAUGGCAUGUCAGGGAAAGAAAUGCUCCAGUUCGGUCGUGUCGAUGAGGUCAAUAUAACUGGGACCUGCCAUGUGUUGGACGCUUGCCUUGAGCAUGGGGUCAAAAGGCUUGUUUAUGUGAGCACGUACAAUGUUGUGUUUGGGGGAAAGGAAAUUGUGAGCGGCAACGAGUCUUUACCUUAUUUCCCAAUAGAUGACCAUGUUGAUGCAUAUGGUCGUAGUAAAUCAAUUGCUGAACAGUUGGUUCUAAAGAGCAAUGGUCGUCCUUUCAAGAAUAAGGAUCGCAAUUGUCUUUAUACCUGUGCGGUUCGUCCUGCAGCUAUAUAUGGACCAGGUGAAGAGAGACAUCUGCCUAGAAUAGUAUCCCUAGCAAAGAAAGGUCUGCUGCCAUUCAAAAUUGGUGAAGCAAGUGUAAAAACAGACUGGAUUUAUGUGGAUAACCUUGUACUUGCACUGAUAUUGGCUAGCAUGGGACUGUUGGAUGACAUUCCUGGGAAAGAGAAACAUCCAGUAGCUGCUGGCCAGCCGUACUUUGUAUCUGAUGGGUGUCCAGUCAACACUUUUGAAUUCAUCCGACCUCUUUUGAGAAGUUUGGAUUAUGACCUGCCAAAAGCUUCCAUAUCUCUUCCCCGCGCACUUCUUUUGGGGAAGAUUUUCGGGGGCUUCUAUACAAUCUUGUAUCCAUGGUUGAAUCGGCGGUGGCUUCCUCAGCCAUUGAUGCUUCCUGCUGAAGCAUACAAGGUUGGUGUUACCCAUUACUUCUCUUUCCUUAAAGCAAAGGAGGAGCUUGGCUAUGUCCCAAUGGUGACCCCUCGAGAGGGCAUGUCUGUAACCAUCUCUUACUGGCAACAGAGAAAGAGGAAAACUCUGGAUGGUCCUACUGUAUAUACAUGGCUAUUCUGUGUCAUUGGAAUGAGCACACUAUUCUGCGCUGCUUUUAUACCAGACAUAGGACCUGUGCCACUCUUCAGAGCUCUCAGUCUUUUCUUAUUCCGAUCAAUGAAGAUAGUAAGGAUGGUAUUUAUUCUAGCUACAGCAGCACAUAUUGGUGAGGCUAUGUAUGCGUGGCACCUGGCAAAAAGGGUUGAUCCCACAAAUGCAAGAGGAUGGUUUUGGCAAACUUUUCUUCUUGGAUUCUUUUCAUUGCGUUUUUUGUUGAAGAGAGCAAGGGAGUAAGAGACUCAUUUUCUAUGUUCCCGUAUGGUUGUAAAAGAUCUUCCCUAGUGUUAAAGAAGAUGGAAACGAAUGCGAGUCUCUCAUGGUUCCAUAAGAAUAGGAAAUAAAUAUAGUUUAUGUCU